ACGCUAACGUCUCAUGUUUAGAUUUUUAAAUGAUUUUUCAGAGCCGUGUUUUGUUAACGGUGAAAAGAAAAAAACUGCAAAUCAGCACAUAUGCGCUUUAUUCGCAAAUAAGCUAAGUAGCUAGGUUGUUUUGUACCGCACUGUUCGACUUGCGUUAUUUUAACUCCUACCUGUUUUCCGACAAUCCCGGCUGCCGGCACCAGGAUUGGCAGUCGCGAAGCAGCCACGCGCAAGUGUGACCUUGCAGCCAAUCGAUAUCAGGAGGCGGGACGGGACUAACCAAUCUCAGCGCAGGAGGCGGGAUUUUUUUUUGAAUACGGGUAGGGGGGAAAAAAAACUAAUUUUACGGGCUGUACCUAACUGGUUAGCGUCACCGAUUUAAGGUUAAAUAUAUAAAUAUAUAGAUAUAUAUUAAAUAAUGUAGACAUUUUCUAAAUGUACUAAAUGCUGCUUAGUGUAACGCUAUUAAUAUGUUAUAACAAAUAAUUGCACUUUCUGUACACCCCCUCUCCAAGCUUAGGUUAAACAUACCGCUUUGUUGCCAUAGAUACAGCGUGAACGUUAGCGUUAGAUUAGCAUCUGAUAAUAAACAACUAUUAUGCGAUUUGAUUUGUUUAUAGUUAGCUUUUCUUUCAUCUUCAUACUCAGAAAACAUACCGUAUAUAAGCAAGACCCUUUUCACGUCUGUGCGUGUUUUUCUGUAGUAUUAAUCUGCACCGCACACAGAGCAUGAAAACACUAAGUGUUCCAGAUGUGCAUGGUGUUUCUGUGAAGGCUUUCAGUCAUCAGGGUCAUAGUUAAAGCAAAACUGGAGUUUCAGAGCUGUUCGCACCGCUUUUGAAAAUAUUCUCGUUUUUAAUGUUAUAGUUCAUCACUUCCGGUUAAACUGGUGAGUUUUUUGAGGACUCAUCCUGUACUAGUGUUGUGUUCGUCCAAUGAAAUGCUCUCUAGUAGGUAUAUGUCCCGCCCAACGGCAGCUCAUUGGCAAUAAACGUGGUUAGUGGAUGGGUUUUUUUUGGUGGAGAAUAGACAUUAGUUUGAGGGCGGAGAUUGUGCAAGUCGGCGGUCAUGUGACUUUUCAUGAUUCUGGCGUUUUAAUCACAGCUUCAGAAUGUCUCACGUCUGCAUUGUCGUGCUGUUCCUCCCGAUCCUAACUUGUUUAUGACUCAGUUGGAGAUUAACAGUGUUUUCGGCUCCACGAUCCUCUGGUGUGUGUGUUCUCGUGUUUCUCUCAGUGAGCGGCGCUCGGUGAUCGUAGUUACUAAAGAAGAUGCCGGUGGGAAUCUCAGCACUCUGGCGUUCAUCAUGGGCCCCGACGUGCCGCUGCUCAACGACUACAAGCAGGAGUUUUUCUGGAAGCGUUUCCCUCAGACGGUGCUGGGGGGUCCGAGACUCAAACUGGGCUACUGUGCCCCGCCAUACGUCUACAUCCACCAGGUGGCGCUGUUCUUCAUGCCGUGGCUCCUUGGCGGCGUGGGGACUCUGUUCUUCCAGCUCAGGGUGAUGGAUGACGCUGGCGCCGGGAUCGUAUCCGGGGCGCUCAUGCUGGCAUUCGGCGCCGCGCUGCAGACCCUCUCCCAGUGGGUGGCGCGGAGAACCGGCGCCGUCCAGAGGCUAACGGUGGGACACAACGUCAUGGCCGACGAGGAGGAAGUGGAGUUCACACAGUGCGCGGGACCCGAGACGGUGCGCUUCCUGGCCCCGGGUAAGCGCUUCCUGGCUAACGUGGUUCUCCACACGGCGCUGGCCGGGGCCAUGUGCGGAUUCGGGACGUGGUACCUCCUGCCCGAUCGCCUGAGCGCCAUUUUCGGGAACUACGUCGCCGUGGUCCCGGUGUUCGCGCUCAGCUGGGUCACGCUGUGCAUCGCCGAAUACUCGCUGAUCGUCAACACGGCGCCGGAAACGGCCACCUUUCAGCCGCAGGACACGUACGAGAUCACGGCGCUCACCAGGCCGCUGUACAUCUUCGGCUUCGUCGCCGUGGAUCUGGCGCUCAGGUGUGUAGGCGGGGGCGUGGCCGAGCUGCAGGUGGCCAGUCAGGUGAUGCACGUGCUGUUCUUGGUGCUGCCGGUGCUGUGGGCGCUGGGAAUGCUGCCUCCUCUCGACGCUCUCGUCUUAUGGAUCAUGGAGCAGAGCCUCAUACACACCCUGGGAGGAUCAGCUAUGGCCACCAACCGCAGGUUGGUGCUGAUGUUCCUGUGCUCCGUGUGCGUUUCCAUCUCCACCUUCUUCAUCCCCUCAUCUCUGGGCGUGGUCCUCUUCACCGUGGCGACGGGCUUCCUUCUCAGUCAGGACCUGACGCAGAUCGCCACGCUGUUACGGUGCAGGAAUCGCGACACACACCCUCACACGCGCACAAGCCUGGGCUGGUGGAGUGUCCCGCUCUCCGCCCUCGUCCUCACGGCGGCCACGACCGAAGCAGCUCUGCUGCACCGCCUCCGUCCCGCCGGGGGGAGCAACGUGACUGGGGGGGACGUCCAGGGGUCACGUGACACCGUGCCGGACCCUCAGGCUCUGAUCGGCUGGGUCCUCAUAGCUCUCGGUAUCAUUACACGCGUGUUACGAGAGGUUCAGGGUGCGUGUAUGUUCGGGGGACUCGUCCUCAAUCCCCUCUACCCCAAACGCCUUAGCAGCGUCCAGGCCUUCUUGAGCAGCAGCAAAGCAUUGUGGGUCGCCGCACUGGUCCGCAGAGUGCUUAUUAACCUGGUCUGUCCGUUAGCCAUGGUUGGGUUUUUGGCCACCGAUGCUUCCCUGCACGAGUCCCACACAGUGGCGUCGGCUGUCGGCUUCACGCGAGCCUUCAGAGCGGUGUGGCAGAGCAGUGAGGAGGCUCUCCUGCAGAUGGUGGUGGUGGUGACGGUGAGACUGGCUGAUGGAGGACGAGUCGCACAGCAGUGGCACGAUCUGGGCACCGGAGUGCAGCUCAUAGUGGUGUCUCUGGUGUCUGAUCGUCUCUCUCAGUUCCUGUUGAAGCUGAAGUUUGCUCUAACCGUGUUAAUCACGUCGUGGACGGAGACGAAGCAGCGGCGUCAGUCGGCCGGCGCGCUGUUGGCGCUCAACGUGGCACUGUGCCCUCUGUUGGUUGCCGUGGUGAUGCUGUCGGCGCUGCUCUCCGCUCCUCUCCUGCCGCUCUUCACGCUGCCCGUCUUCCUGGUCGGCUUCCCCAGGCCCCUGCGCUCGUGGCCAGGGACACCGGGCACCACCUGCCCCUGCCCCGACUCCAUCUACUACCAGCAGCUCAGCACCAGGCUAGCCUCGGCACUAAUGCACGCGUUCGCUAACGGAACGCUGGGUGCUUAUUCUCCCGGUUCUCAUUUCCUGGGCCGGUUCCAGGAUCGAGUGGUGUGGAUCAGCGUUCUGGAGAAAGGCUACGGUUACUGUACGGUCAACAUCAAGGGUUUGGAGCUGCAGGAGACGUCGUGCCACACGGUGGAAGCCCGGCGAGUCGACGAGGUCUUCGAGGCGGCGUUCGAUCGUCUGGACCGUCCUGGACAUUUCCGGCGCUUCCUGAACCCUCACUGGGGAAAUACGCUCACGCCCUGUGCCCUCCUGCCCGUAACCGUCUACUCCGACGCCCGCAACGUCCUGACCGGCAUCAUCGACUCGCCCGAUCACCUCCGCCAGCUCCGCUCCGACUUCCUGAAGACGCUGGUGUGGAUCCUGCUGCAUCACGCUGUCCAGAACAGGACCCGCCGAGUCAAGUCGCACUCGCUGCCGAGCUCCCAGCAUGCUGUGCAGCCCGAGCCCACUUCACACGGCGCCAAGCCGGGCGUGGUCUCGCAGAGCCACUUCAACGACUCCUCCUCGUCUCCGCCGCCGAGGGGGCGGGGCAGCUUGUCGUCCUUGUCGGACUGGUCGGACGCGGACGAUCUGUUCGGGCCGGUCCCGGUUCGGAAGCCGAUCCGGAGGAUGAUGACGGCGAUGCGAGCGGAGGAAGAACACGCGUCUCUUCCGGGCUCUGUGGAAAUCCACAGCCUGUAUGAAAACAUGGCGCUCGCGUCUUUACCGACGCUGCGGCCUCUCGGACUCGGGGUCAGCCUCGACAAGGAAAAAGACGACGUCUCGCCUGUUAGCUCCGCCCCCUUCGACCACACCAACCCGCCGAACUUCUCCUCGCGACAUUCCGAAACCCUCGCCCUUCCUGCAUCCUGGUUCUCUGCCCCUUUCACCGCCUCCAAUCUCCGCCCCCUCAGGCCCUCCUUCCCAGACGAAUGGUUUGGUUUUUGCCUGGCGCAGCUGGCGAUGGAGGGAUUGUGGGAAGGAGGGGAGGACGAGCAGAGCGUGUGUCGUGCGCUGCAGGAGGAUCGUGCGCUGAUGGAGAUGUACAGCCAGGUGGCGCUGUCGUGCGCGCUGGCGUUAGGAAUGGACCUUUCAGUGCCGAGCGCCAGUUUCGUUUUUAGGGUUUACUGCGGAGACACAGCGUGGCACGAAGGACUCGACUGGCUCCGAGAAAAUACCGAGCUGCAUCAGCUCACCCUCAGGGCUUUCAGGUACAGUGUGAAGCUGCUGAUAGACCAGGCGUCUCUGGGGCCGGUGGAGAGUGAGGAGGAGCUUCACUCCACGCUGCACCAUUAUCAUCAACACUGGUUCAUCGGCAUGGCGACGGAGCGAGGCUGGCACGAUGGAGUUCUACAGGAGAAACCCUUCCUGUUCUCACUCGGCCAUGAUAUCACCAUGGGUUCGUAUACGGGCCGUGUGCUGUCGCUGCAGGAGUGUGUGUUCCAGCUCGGGGCGCUGUGUGAGGAGUGUGUGCGCGGUCAGUGGGCCAAUCUGUCCUGGGAGCUGCUCUACGCCACCAACGACGACGAGGAGCGCUACAGCAUUCAGGCUCACACACUCCUGCUGAGGAACCUGACGGUGCAGGCCGCCGAGCCACCGCUGGGUUACCCCAUCUACUCCUGCAGCCCCACACACCUCACCUGCUUCUGACACACACACACACACACACACACACACACACAGAGCAGUGUGUGUGAACAUAUCAAAAUCCAAAUCUGUGUGUGGAACAAUCAUGAUGUGAUGCACAAGGACUUCAGGACACACCUGUAACUGAUCGAAUGCACGUUUCACACCCCACACACACACACACACACACACACACACACACACACACACACACACACACACAGACAGGAGUUUAAGCUAACAGACUGAACUGAGAUUUUCAGAAGCUGGGGGAGGGUGUGUGUGUGUUUGUGAUAGUGUGUAAAUGCUGGACAUCAACACACUAAUGCACGUCUCAAAACACACACACACACACACACACACACACACACACACACACACACUGUUAUUAUUGUGGUUAUGACAUGCUGAAGGAGUGUUAAAGCUGUUUUAAUGCUAACCCCGUCUGUUUUACACUCUUUCUGCAGGACUUUUCUACAGAGACUACAAAAUAAACUGAAUCAACAA
Ictalurus punctatus (channel catfish) is the source of this 5412-nucleotide messenger RNA. It is a transcript of the gene pcnx4, whose product is annotated as pecanex 4. Lineage: Eukaryota; Metazoa; Chordata; Actinopteri; Siluriformes; Ictaluridae. The record is from RefSeq and is a predicted model, not a curated record. The transcript is spliced from 10 exons. Gene Ontology annotation, cellular component: membrane. The coding region runs from base 1162 to 4929 and encodes 1255 amino acids.